AUGAAUAUGUUGGAUGAUGAAGAUGACCAAAGCUUUCACGCUACGCGUGACGGCUACUCCCAUUUGAGCGAUGUCGAAUGGGAUGCGGUUGAAUGGAUGGGUUCAACCAUGGGCAUCCAUGCUGUUAGCGUCAUGCUAGAGGCUCUCAAUAGAGAUGCCCAACAUGCUACUAUCGCCAAGUUCAUUCAAAAUGAACUUGACUUUGAACGCGAGAAAGUAGCCUUGCUUCACCAACAAGGUUCUCAACAAGCAGAGUUGUUGAGAGAACAGGGUGCUCAACAGUUUGAACUGUUGAGACAGCAGCAGGCUGCUGCUGGCGGGUCGAUGCACUCGCGUCGAUCCGAGACUUUGAAGAUUGACAUCUCAAAGUAUAGGGGGUCGAAGAGGACUCCCUCUUGA
Peronospora matthiolae is the source of this 399-nucleotide messenger RNA. Lineage: Eukaryota; Oomycota; Peronosporomycetes; Peronosporales; Peronosporaceae. The record is from the annotation of a GenBank genome assembly.